AAGGAUGCUGCCCCCCUCCCUGAGUACCUACUAUAUAAAGUGACUGAGGGCAGAGAGGAGAGAUCAACAGAGGCAUCCUUCAGACUCUCACAUCUCUACAGAGCACACAGCACAGACAUGACUGCAGUUCCUGCCAUCAGAAUCCUGCCCAUUGGGUUCCUGGCUAACCUGCUGCUCUUCUCCUUCAUCUCGCUCUCCGUUUGCGUGGAGUUCACAGAGGAAACUGGAAAAUUAGGCAAAAUCAACGUGCUUCAGAGAGCAGGGAAUCAGUGGGCAAUUGGACACUUUAUGGGUAAGAAGAGCCUGCAAGACACGUACAGAUUAGGAGAACAAGAUAUGGAAGAGGCAGCCAUCUUUCCACCACGCUCUAUGGAGAACAUGAGAGCCACUCUACUACAAGAGCAGCGAAGAUCACUAUCACCCAGCCAGAUGCAAGGAGCACAGCGGAUACUUAAGAAGAUUCUGGAGCAGUAUUUUAACAUGUCCCGGAAGUAAAGAAGAUAUUUAUUUUCCUGUACAUAUAAAAUAAAUCAAAGUAAAUAUAUAUAUUUGUGCCUGAGAUACGAAAUUUGUUUCAGACAUUCCAAAGGUUAUUGUUUACAAAUAAAAAGAAAAUACUAAUGAAAA
Messenger RNA from Rana temporaria (common frog), 627 nucleotides. Its product is annotated as bombesin-like. The record is from RefSeq and is a predicted model, not a curated record. Gene Ontology annotation, biological process: neuropeptide signaling pathway. The coding region runs from base 118 to 495 and encodes 125 amino acids. Lineage: Eukaryota; Metazoa; Chordata; Amphibia; Anura; Ranidae. Gene Ontology annotation, molecular function: neuropeptide hormone activity. The transcript is spliced from 3 exons.